GCUGACUGAUCGCACAAGCUCAGGGAGAGCGGAAGAGCUUCUGCAGUCUGCCUGCCGCUCCCCACCCCAGCCAGCCAGAGAGAGAGAGAGGGCCGAACCUUUGGGAUUACACCCGUCAGAGAGAGCGAGAGAAGGGCAAACCUUCGGGAUUACACCUGUCAGAGAGAGAGAGCUGGUAUCAGCGGCACCAUGAGCCCGGGUUCGAAGGCCAAGGCCCAGAAGAACAGCCUGAGUGCCCUCCUCAACACCCAGGAGAGGGAGCAGCUGGAGGAGCAGCUGGGCCACAGGUGUGUGGCGGUCGCUACUGCGGUGGUGCAGCUGUACAUGGCCCUGCCCCACAGCCCCGCCCUCUGGAGCCUGCAGCACAUCGGGGUGGUGUGCUUCAUCAAGGACAACCCCCGCCGCGGCUACUUCAUCCGCCUCUUCGACGUCAAGGAAGGAAAGCAGGUGUGGGAGCAGGAGUUGUAUAACCAGAUGGAGUACUAUAGUCCUCGGCCGUUCUUCCACACUUUCAGUGCAGACGACUGCCAGGUGGGCCUGAACUUCACAUGUGAACAGGAAGCAGAAGCUUUCAGAGAAACAGUGGAGGAGAAGAUCCAGCAGAGAGCCAAUCGUCAAGAUAACAGAGGGCCGCCACCGCCCCCGCCACCCCACCCUAACGGACCAUCCCCAGGGAAUUCUGGGAGCCCGCGAACAGUUGACAUCCCGAACCCGGACAUCCAGGCGUCGCGCUACCGGUCGACGUCCAUCCCAACACCCGCACCCGCCUGCAUCAGCAUGGGUAAAAAUGACAAGAAGAAGAAGAAGGAUAAGGGCCGGCCCAAACUGACCAAGGCUGACAUCGGCGCCCCCAGUGGCUUUAAGCACAUCACUCAUGUUGGGUGGGACCCAAACUCAGGAUUUGAUACCAACAACCUGGACCCGGACCUGAAGAAGCUGUUCUCCUGUGCCGGGAUCAGCGACGAUCAGCUCACCGACGCGGAGACCUCCAAGCUCAUCUACGAGUUCAUCGAGAGCUCCGGGGGGCUGGAGGCCGUCAAAGAGGAGAUGAGGAAACAAGGACCCCCUCCAGGUCGUCCCGCUGCCCCCCCUGCUCGGGGACAGUCGCCCCGCGGUCCGAGCUCCUCUUCGAAUCGUGGACUCCCUCCCCCCCCUCCUCCCGGUCAGCCUCGCUCUGGGAGUGCCCCCCCUCCCCCUCCACCGCCCCCACCCCCUCCUCCACCCCCCUGUGCUGCGGGCCUCCCCCCUCCACCUGGGGGUGGCUGUGCUCCCCCACCCCCCCCAACCCAAUGCGGGGUCGGGGGCGGGGGCGGGCGAGGGACCCUGCUAGACCAGAUCCGCAUGGGGACCAAGCUGAAAAAUGUCCCAGACAGCCCUGAGUCCCACCCCCCUGAGGACGAGAGCAGCGAGGGCAUCGUGGGAGCUCUGAUGAUGGUCAUGCAGAAGAGGAGCAAAGUCAUCCACUCCUCCGAGGGGGAGGAUGACGAAGGUGAUGAUGAUGAAGACGAUGAUUGGGAUGACUGAUAAAUCUGUUUUUAUUCUUCCUCCUGUAAUGCCAAGUCCUCCUGAAAUCUGCUGUGCCUCACUAGCGUAUGUGUGUAUGUGUGACAAACUGCAUUUUAAAAAUUAUUAUUUCAUUUAUUUUAUGAAAAAAAUGAUCAAGCACCCAUAUUAUCCAUGUGAAAAGGUAAUGUCUUCUAAACCAAUUAACUACAUUUUACAGAUAAUUAGAAUGCAGCCAGACCUGUUGAAUUAGAACACGUAUUUUACCACUGCUAACCAGGAUAAACAACAAUGCUCAUUUUACAUUUAAAAAAAAAAAAAAAAAAAAAAAAAAAAAAAGCACCUGGAUGCUCUUGGGAUAAUGUUCUAUGGACAGAGCAGUCAAAAGUGGAACCUUUUUUUUGGAUGACAUGGGUCUCAUUGUAUCUGACAUAAAGCAAAUACAGCAUUUUACAGUAAGAACAUCAUACCAACAGUCAAACAGGGUGGUGGUAGUAUGAUGGUUUGGGGAUACUUUGCUGCCUAGGGACCUGGACGAUUUGUCAUUACCGAAGUAAGAAUGAAUUUGAUUCUGUACCAGAAACUUCUUAAGGAGAAUGUCCGGUCAUCUGUCUGUGAGCUAAAGUUAUAGUGUAACUGGGUUACACAGCAAAACAAUGAUCCAAAGCACAAAAGCAAGUCCACAUCUGAAUGGCUGAAACAAAAUUAAAGUUUUGCAGAGGCCUAGUCAAAGUCCUGACUUGAACUCAAUAGAGAUGCUGUAGCUGAAAUGAGCACGUCAUGCCUGAAAACUGCUAAUUUGUCUGAAUUAAAGCAGUUCUGCAAAGAAGAGUGGGCUAAAAUUACUCCACAGAAAUGUGGAAGACCGAUAUCAAAUUAUAGAAAGUGUCUGAUUGCAGUUGUUGCUGCUAAAGGCAGUCCAACCAGUUAAGUUAAAUGAUAAAUCUUUAUUUAUCAUUUUAA
This is a messenger RNA of Anguilla anguilla (European eel), 2466 nucleotides long. It is a transcript of the gene wasb, whose product is annotated as WASP actin nucleation promoting factor b. The coding region runs from base 190 to 1524 and encodes 444 amino acids. The transcript has 11 exons. Gene Ontology annotation, biological process: actin filament organization. Gene Ontology annotation, molecular function: actin binding. Lineage: Eukaryota; Metazoa; Chordata; Actinopteri; Anguilliformes; Anguillidae. The record is from RefSeq and is a predicted model, not a curated record.